This is a messenger RNA of Canis lupus familiaris (dog), 4189 nucleotides long. It is a transcript of the gene B3GALNT2, whose product is annotated as beta-1,3-N-acetylgalactosaminyltransferase 2. Gene Ontology annotation, cellular component: membrane. NCBI's taxonomy places the organism in Eukaryota, Metazoa, Chordata, Mammalia, Carnivora, Canidae. The record is from RefSeq and is a predicted model, not a curated record. Gene Ontology annotation, molecular function: hexosyltransferase activity. The transcript is spliced from 12 exons. The coding region runs from base 48 to 1562 and encodes 504 amino acids.
GCCCAGCGCGUGGCGGGGGCGCGAGGUGGAGCCGGCGGGGGCGGCCAAUGCGAAACUGGCUGGUGCUGCUGUGCCCGUGUGUGCUCGGGGCCGCGCUGCACCUCUGGCUGCGGCUGCGCUCCCCGCCGCCCGCCCGCGCCUCCGGGGCCGGCCCCGCAGAUCAAUUGGCCUUAUUUCCUCAUUGGAAAUCUAGUCACUAUGAUGUGGUAGUUGGUGUGUUGUCAGCUCGCAAUAACCAUGAACUUCGAAAUGUGAUAAGAAGCACCUGGCUGAAGCAUUUAAUACAACAUCCAUCAUUAAGUCAACGUGUGCUUGUGAAGUUCAUAAUAGGUGCUCAUGGCUGUGAAGUGCCUGUGGAAGACAGGGAAGAUCCUUAUUCCUGCAGAUUGCUCAACAUCACAAAUCCAGUUUUGAACCAGGAGAUUGAGGCAUUCAGUCUUUCUGAAGACACUUCAUCAGGGAUUUCUGAGGACCAAGUUGUCAGCGUGAGCUUCCGAGUUCUCUACCCAAUUGUCAUCACCAGUCUUGGGGUGUUUUAUGAUGCCAACGAUGUGGGUUUCCAGAGAAACAUCACAGUCAAACUUUAUCAGGCAGAACAGGAGGAGGCCCUCUUUGUGGCUCGCUUUAGUCCUCCGAGCUGUGGUGUGCAGGUGAACAAGCUGUGGUACAAGCCUGUGGAACAGUUCAUCCUGCCUGAGAGCUUCGAAGGUACCAUUGUGUGGGAGAGCCAAGACCUCCAAGGCCUUGUGUCAAGAAAUCUCCACAAAGUGACUGUAAACGAUGGUGGGGGAGUUCUCCGAGUCAUUACAGCUGGGGAGGGCGCCUUGCCUCAUGAAUUCAUGGAAGGUGUGGAGGGAGUUGCAGGUGGUUUUAUUUACACCAUUCAGGAAGGUGAUGCACUCUUACAAAACCUUCAUUCUCGCCCUCGAAGACUUCUUGACCAUAUGAGUAAUCUCCACAGGGAAGACGCCUUACUGCGGGAGGAAAGCCGUUUGUAUGACGACAUUGUUUUUGUGGAUGUCGUCGACACUUACCGAAAUGUUCCUGCGAAAUUACUGAACUUCUAUAGAUGGACUGUGGAAACAGCCAGCUUUGAUUUAUUGCUGAAGACAGAUGACGACUGUUAUAUAGACUUGGAAGCUGUGUUUAAUAGGAUUGACCACAAGAAUCUGGAUGGGCCUAAUUUUUGGUGGGGAAAUUUCAGGCUGAAUUGGGCAGUUGACCGGACCGGUAAGUGGCAGGAGCUGGAGUAUCCCAGUCCUGCCUACCCAGCCUUUGCCUGUGGUUCGGGGUAUGUGAUCUCCAGGGAUAUCGUCCACUGGCUCGCCAGCAAUGCGGGCAGGCUAAAGACCUAUCAGGGUGAAGACGUAAGCAUGGGCAUCUGGAUGGCAGCCAUUGGACCUACGCGGUACCAGGACGGCUUGUGGCUGUGCGAGAAGACGUGUGAGACGGGAAUGCUGUCCUCCCCACAGUACUCGCCACAGGAACUGCAGCAGCUGUGGAAACUGAAGGAACUGUGUGGGGACCCCUGUCAGUGCGAAGCCCCAGGAGGAGGAGUGUAGUCUGCUUGCUGGAGGACGUGGGGACAUGAGGGAGGAUGUGAGUGUAACUUUUGAGCAGAGCGCACAGGGGGCAACAGAUGAUGUGGGCUUUCAGGCUGGCUCUAGGUUGGCACUUUUCACCUGUCGCCAAUGUCCUCUUUCCAAAUGUUUGCACAGAACUUCCUUGUUAAAAAUCAACUGAUACUGUAGUGUAGGAAAAAUUUUAUUUCUAUAUUGGAAGACCAUUUGAAAAACACCAAAUUGUUAUAAAACAAAAAACAUUUCUAAAACCGGAUGUAUCAUUUCUGUUUGUAAUUCACUACCUGUCACUUUUGGUUAAAAUUGGCCUCAUUCAGAAAUCUUAAGUAACCAAGUAUGUGAAUCCAUCCUGGAUCACAGAAGAGCUCUGUGAGGCAGAAUUAGGAUAAAAGCAACUCCCAGAAUGCUGUGUUGUCACAUAUACCAAAGUUUGGGGUUUCUGGAAAUGUCCAAAUGAAGUGGGCAACUGGAAAGGAAACCCAUAUAAUUCCCAGUUCUGGACCUUGGUGUUUUUUUUUGUUGUUGUUGUUGUUUUUCUUAUGAUAGUCACACAGAGAGAGAGAGAGAGAGAGAGAGAGAGAGAGAGAGAGAGAGGCAGAGACACAGGCAGAGGGAGAAGCAGGCUCCAUGCACCGGGAGCCCGACGUGGGAUUCAAUCCCGGGUCUCCAGGAUCGUGCCCUGGGCCAAAGGCAGGCGCCAAACCGCUGCGCCACCCAGGGAUCCCAUGGACCUUGGUUUUAAAGUUCACUUAUUAAGUGAGCUAAUUCCACUUUUCUUUUACCAUUUAACAUAAAUCUUGAAGGUCACAGUCUAGUACUAUUUAAAAAAAAAAAAAGUUAAAAUUCUGUGGCUAUAAAUCAGAUACCUCUCAGGGUUUUAGUGACGUAGGGAAGGAUCCUGCUAAGUAAUGGACACUCUGAAAGAAUUUUUUUCCUUCUGUCAUUGCCUAAUGUUUACCUAAUAGACGCGAAUUCCAAUCAGAGCUGGAAAUCUUCUAUAGAAAAUAUGCUCAGUUCAGGUACUACUGUAGGAAAGUACUCUAAAAACAGUGUAACAGAGGGGCAAGAUCACAGCACACAUGUUACACAAAGAGGUGCCUCCCUAAGUUUACUGGACAUUUCCCAAAAUCUGUCCAAAUCAUUUUGGUAACCUUUUAAACGAGUAAUAGCAAUAGAAUUCCAUUCAAACUGGUCUUAUGACCAACGUAACUGUGUUCAGAUUUCAUUAGACUAGCUAGGUUCUAUUUAAUAUUUUAUUGAAAUGUGUAGUCACGAACUAUAAAUAUGAAAUAAAAUCAGAGACUCAUUAGUAGGUGCAAAGCCUUUAUUACUGCUGUUAUAUACAAGCCUAGAAAUGGUCUGUUUCCAAUGAAAAAUAUCACCUCUUCUGUACUUAGGGCAAGCUGUAAAACCUCUUUUUCUGCCAGAAUUGUUCCAAUAAGUCUUUUACGUCCAGUGACUCCCAGUUACCAUCGCACCAAUAGACAGUCUCCACUUUCCACAGAAUAAAACUGUAAUGACUGCUGGUCAUUUUCUAGUCCGAUCUCUCUGCCGGGCAUCUAAAAACAGAACAAAGGGUUGCAGUGAUAAAGACAGGUCCAUCCUAAUACCUGUGUCUCCCUCAUCCCCAUUUAGAAGCAAUUCGUGUCCCAGGGCACCCUAUCCUAACAGCGGGUCACACCAGGGGGACCUGAGCUGGACUUUGUGUUCUGCUGGGCCACUUACUUUGGGACUUUCGUAGGACAGCAGGAGUUCUGACACAGGAACUCUGAGAAGACGUGCCAGCAAUCCCUUCACCUUUUGAAUUGUCAUGGAGGCUGUCAAAGAAUAAAACACCCUCAGCUCUCUCAAAUGACAGUUACCUAUAAAACUAGCUCACCUGACAAGCCCCCCAGUCGCAGUGCUUCACAGUAUCAGUUUACCCAGGCAGACCAUUAGGGGGAGGCUCGCCUGCCCCUCGGACCGAGAGCUGGCUCCACACCCCUACCUGGCAUGUGGGAAGCUGUGGGAAACAGCCAAUGUUUGACCCAAGUGCCCUUUGACAAUGGGUUUUCAUUCCUUUGCACUGGUGUUUAAUAUUCCCUCCUUGAUAUGAAUAAACCAGAAAUCACAUUCUCUGCACCAAGGGGUAAAUAUGAGUAAAAUUAACUUUCUAAACUUCUGUGAUCACUCACGAUGGCUGAGAAAAUGGGGGCUCAGGCAUCCAGAGGGCACCUCUCCCCCUCCCUCUGCGCACUGAGUGUGGCCCACAGGCUCCUUGCGAGCACGCCUAGUCUGUGAAGAUUAUAACCCGUAACUGUGUUCCACAUGUGCACGCAACUGCUUCAGGAGCAAAUGCUUUGGUUUGUUCACAAAAUGCUAUGAACUUCUUUCCAAAGAUGGGUUGUGGUAAAUACUGGAUAUUUUGAAGGUGAGAAAUAGAGUUUCUUUGAAGCUUUAGCUGGAGGUACAGCAAUAGUAUGGUGUUCCUACAAAUCACAUGUAUUCAAAUAUUUUUCUAUCAAAAAUGAUUUUUGUAAAAGCUGUCUGUGUUUUUAUGCAACUUGUGAUAAUAAAUGUUAUCUUUAUUUUAGAAUAAAAACUGGCCUUGUUUAUGUGUUAAAUAUAAA